AUGAAACUUCUGGGCGUGGGAAUGGGUCAGGACCAAACCAAACAGCAGAUCCAGAAAGGACUUCAGCUUUACCAGUCUAAUCAGACAGAGAAAGCUUUGCAGGUUUGGACUAAAGUGUUGGAGAAGACCACAGAUGCAGCAGGCAAAUUUCGAGUUCUUGGUUGCCUUAUUACUGCGCACUCAGAGAUGGGAAGGUAUAAAGACAUGCUAAAGUUUGCAGUGAUCCAGAUAGACACAGCACGAGAGCUGGAGGACCCAGACUUCUUGACGGAAAGCUACCUGAACCUGGCCCGCAGCAAUGAAAAGCUGUGCGAAUUUCAGAAGACCAUCUCCUACUGCAAGACUUGUCUGAACAUGCAGGGGACAUCUGUCAGCCUGCACCUGAAUGGACAGGUGUCACUGAGCCUGGGGAAUGCCUAUCUGGGUCUCAGCGUGUUCCAGAAGGCCUUGGAAUGCUUUGAGAAGGCCCUGAGAUAUGCUCAUAACAAUGAUGACAAGAUGCUGGAGUGUCGGGUCUGCUGCAGCCUGGGGGGCUUCUACACCCAACUCAAGGACUUUGAGAAGGCCCUCUUCUUUCCAUGUAAGGCAGCUGAACUAGUUAACGACUAUGGGAAAGGCUGGAGCCUGAAAUACAGAGCCAUGAGCCAGUACCACAUGGCCGUGGCAUAUCGUAAGCUCGGUCGUUUAACAGAUGCCAUGGAAUGUUGCGAGGAGUCUAUGAAGAUAGCUAUGCAACAUGGUGAUCGUCCACUUCAAGCUCUUUGUCUCCUGUGCUUUGCUGACAUCCACAGAAGUCAUGGGGACAUUGAGAAAGCAAUUCCACGAUACGAUUCUUCCAUGAGCAUUAUGACGGAAAUUGGUAAUCGCUUAGGUCAAACACUAGUGCUGAUGGGAGUCGCCAAGUGUUGGCUACACCAAAAGGAAAUGGACAAGGCCCUGGAUGGACUCCAGAAAGCCCAGGAGUUGGCAGAAGAGAUAGGCAAUAAGCUCUGCCUGUUGAAAGUUCACUGUUUAAGUGAGAUCAUCUAUCGUACAAGACAGCAGCAACGAGAACUCCGCGCUCAUGUCGUCAGGUUCCACGAGUGUGUGGAGGAGAUGGAGCUGUAUUGUGGAAUGUGUGGGGAAUCUAUUGGAGAGAAGAAUUGCCAGCUCCAGGCAUUGCCCUGCUCCCACGUCUUUCACCUCCGCUGCCUCCAAACCAAUGGAUCUCGCGGUUGUCCCAACUGUCGCCGAUCUUCUGUGAAACCGGGCUUUGUGUGA
Molecule: messenger RNA, 1260 nt
Organism: Staurois parvus
Lineage: Eukaryota; Metazoa; Chordata; Amphibia; Anura; Ranidae
Source: the annotation of a GenBank genome assembly